UUUGCGUGGGUAUUUUGUUGUAUAGUUCCACUGAUUUUCCGUAAUUUGUUUGAAUUUUGCAGUAAGCAUUCGUUACAUCAGUAUUUAAUAUUUUUGCAAGUCAUUAUCUCUUGUUGAAUCUCUUAGUUUUGGAGUUUGUGAAAAGUAAAUCUGAAGCCUAAAAAUGGAUGAUGACGCUAGUUCAGAUGUACGGAAAUGUAUUUCGGAGAGCGCAAUGGAUACAGACGAAGGCCCGCUGAUAAAUGAAAAUUCGAAUGGAUUGUCGCAUCUUUUAACGGAAGGAGAAUUUAACAGUGUCGACACUGGUGUUGUGGACGAAUCAUCAACAUCCAAUCAAGCAUUUCUCAAUGCGGUCGAGCUCUCAGCAGGAAGCGUUGGAGAUUAUUUGGAAAAUAACGCCACUGGUUUCAGUACAGGCAAUUUCGACGUCGGCGAUAACGCAGUAGAAUUUUCUAAUGAGUCAAGUAACGCUCUUACGGAUGGAGACUCGCGGUUAAGUGAACCAGUUUUUAAAGAAGUUAUUUCUGAUAUAGAAGAUAGUAAAGAUGGGAAAAUCGAAGAGAAUUCGGACAAAGUACAUGAUAAUGCUGCCCAAAUCACAAACAAUAUGAACGUGUCAGUUCAAUCUGAGAAUACAAAAUUAGAGGACUGCUCUAACAUUGAUUCCAAGCCGCGUAAAUUGAGCACAAAAAAUAAUGUUACUGAAGACAUAACUUGUGACAAAAACAAGGUAAGUGAGGCAAUACAUAAGGACUUUCCAGAAAAACAAAAUUCUGAUUUAAAACAAGAUUUAACUAACAGACUGAAGGAUGAUAUAAAAGUUGCAAAUGAUGCUAAAGCAGAGACUGGAGUUAAAACUGAUUUCAAUGUAGAGGGAAACAUUGGUGGGGCUGAAGAGACGGAAGUGGUAUCAGAGGAUGAAUUACCUGCCGUCCAAAAGCCAAGUGUAAAGGAUGCGGAAAAUGUGUCUGAUGAUGAACUACCAGGACCUAAGCCUGCUGAGCUGCCAGCAGAUACUGAGGUUGUAUCUGAAGAUGAAUUGCCAUCAUCUAAAAAAGAGUCGAAGGAAUCUCGGAAGAGGAAACCUGAUGAAGAGGCAGAUGGUUAUGAUCCAGGAUCACCUACAUCUGAAGGUGAAUCAUCUAAUAAGAAGCAGGCUGUUGCUAAGAAUGGUGAAAGUAAACCAAUACCUGCUGAGAAAAGAUCAUCCAUUGAUGAAAAACCUAAGAAGAAACCUCUUCCUGAGUUAGACAAGUAUUGGAAAGUUGUAAAUGAUGACCCCACUGACUUCACAGGGUGGACAUAUUUGUUACAAUAUGUAGAUCAAGAGAGUGAUGUGGAGGCAGCUCGUGAGGCAUACGAUGCUUUCCUCUCGCACUACCCCUACUGCUACGGCUACUGGAGGAAGUACGCCGACUACGAGAAACGUAAAGGAAGUAAAAAGAAGUGCCUCGAGGUUUUGGAAAGAGGUCUGAAAGCGAUACCAUUAUCUGUCGACCUUUGGAUACAUUACCUGAAUCAUAUAAAAGCGACUAGAAGUGAAGAUCUACCAUAUGUAAGAUCGCAGUAUGAAAGAGCUAUAGAGGCUUGUGGGUUAGAGUUUCGUUCAGAUAGGCUGUGGGAGUCGUAUAUAAAGUGGGAGGCGGAGAACGGCACCGCCCUCAACGUGACCGGCAUCUACGACAGACUGCUCGCCACACCCACACUUGGUUACACCUCACACUUCGACAAUUUCCAAGAGCAUGUGAUGUCGGAGCCUGUGAGUGGUGUGGUGUCGCGGGGCGAGCUGGUGCGACUGCGCGCUGAAGUACGCGAGGCGACUGGAGCUCAGCCGCAGCUCGACUUGCCUCCCGGCGAGGACGAGCCCCAGGAUCACAUUGCAUCAGAGGAGGAAGCUCAGGCAAUCAAGGAGCGCAUUAUCGCAGCUCGACGGAAAGUGCACAAGACUACAGGCGAGGAGGUCGCAGCGCGAUGGACCUUCGAAGAAGGGAUAAAGCGUCCUUACUUCCACGUGAAGCCGCUAGAGCGCUGUCAGCUGAAGAAUUGGAAGGCGUACCUGGAGUGGGAGAAGCAGCACGGCACCUUCAAGCGCGCGCUCGUGUUGCACGAGAGAUGUCUCAUUGCUUGUGCAUUGUACGAAGAGUUCUGGAUGAGGCUGGUAAAGUUCCUGGAGGAGCGCGCGGAGUCGGAGCCCGAGGUGGUGGUUCUGCAGCGCGAGGUGCUGGAGCGCGCGUGUGUUGUGCAUCAUCCAGACAAGCCGGAGCUGCAUCUGUACUGGGCUCACUUUGAAGAGGCGCACGGCCAGCCUGCGCGCGCUGCGGAAAUACUCGACCGCAUCGAGAAGACUUGCCCCACUCUAGUGCAGAUACAGUAUAGGCGAGUGAACUUGGAGCGUAGACGCGGCGACUACGAGAAGUGUUGCCAGCUAUACGAGUCGUACAUCGCGGCGGCGAAGAGCAAGGCGAUUGCGUCCGCGCUCAGCGUCAAAUACGUGCGUUUCCUGUUCCACGUGCGCCGCGACGCCGCCGCAGCUAAACGCGCCAUCGACGACGCCAUCGCCCGCGACCCGCUCAAUGUGCGCCUCCACAUGCAGCGGCUGGAUAUAGCGCUGCACACACCCGGCACACCAUAUGAUGUCUUGGAAGAGUUGGCGAUGUCGUACGAGCGCGAGGAAGGUGCGGAGCCGGAGUGUGCGGCGCUAAUGGCGUGUCGCCGCCGCGAGCUGGCCGAGGAGCUGGGCUCUGCGGCGGCCGCACGCGCCGCGCACCGACACUGGCGCAUGCUCAGCAAGCAUCUGCGCAAGCGCGCGCGCAAGGACAAACAUGAACACCCACCCCUACCUACUUCUACUGACCCGACAAAGAAAAAGGACGGCAGUACGACUGCGGUCGGCAGCGCCACCACGACUAACGCCAACAGCGGGUACUACCAGACGCCGACCGCCACCGCGCAGUCCUACGACCAGUCGUACGCGCAGCCCUAUCAGCCACCCUGGGGAUACCAGCAGCCUCCGGGGCCUUACCAGCAUCACCCCCACCCCUGGCCGCAGUACCCCAACUACUACUGAGAUACAACCCCCACCACACGACUUGACCCAUCUUGAACGUUCGCUUUAGUGAUACAGUAGAAAUUUAAUUCUAAGUAAAAG
Messenger RNA from Papilio machaon (common yellow swallowtail), 3148 nucleotides. It is a transcript of the gene Prp39, whose product is annotated as pre-mRNA-processing factor 39. Gene Ontology annotation, biological process: RNA processing; mRNA 5'-splice site recognition. Gene Ontology annotation, cellular component: commitment complex; U2-type prespliceosome; U1 snRNP. NCBI's taxonomy places the organism in Eukaryota, Metazoa, Arthropoda, Insecta, Lepidoptera, Papilionidae. Bases 164 to 3067 code for a protein of 967 amino acids. Gene Ontology annotation, molecular function: protein binding. The transcript is spliced from 16 exons. The record is from RefSeq and is a predicted model, not a curated record.